ACAAAAUGGUAAAUUGUAGUAAUUGUUCUCCCUAAAUUAACCGUACUGUGCUUUCUUCUUCACCAUCUGGUACCCUAAAUCAAAACCCAUUUUUCUUCACUUCCUCUUAGUUCAAUUCACCAUAAACCCAAUUUCAAUUUCACCCAAAACCCUUGUUCUCCUUCUCUACAAUGAAGUUUCGUUACGCCAUGGUUUGUUCUUCGAACCAGAACAGGAGCAUGGAAGCACACUUCAUUUUCAAACGACAAGGCUUCGACGUAUCUUCUUAUGGAACAGGUACCCACGUUAAGCUCCCUGGUCCCUCCCUCAGAGAACCAAAUGUCUAUGAAUUUGGAACCCCGUACAAACAUAUGCUCGAUGAGCUUCGCAGAAAAGACCCUGAACUCUACAAGCGAAACGGAAUCCUGCCAAUGCUUAAAAGAAACGCGAGUGUGAAAUUGGCACCCCAGAGAUGGCAAGAAAAUGCCGCUGAUGGCAUAUUCGAUGUGGUAAUCACGUUCGAAGAAAAAGUAUUCGAUAUGGUUGUUGAAGAUCUCCAUAAUAGAGACCAUGUUUUAUUGAAAACGGUGUUGAUAGUCAACUUGGAGGUUAAAGAUAACCACGAAGAAGCCGCCAUCGGAGCAAGGCUUACUUUAGAUUUUUGUCAUGAGCUUGAAGCUGUUGAAUCAUGGGAGGAGUCGAUUGAUGAUGUUAUUUCUGGUUUCGAGAAACACCAUCGGCGGAAGCUUUUGUAUAACAUCUCCUUCUACUGAAACUAUAGAUAAUAUUUUAUGAUGUUUGCCAGGUUUGAUGAUGUUGUUUAUCUAGAUGUCUCACAUGGAUUUUAAGGUUUCGAGAAAAGUAUAUUGUGUUUAAUUUUGGAUUUCCCCAAUAUGAUGAGAAUGAGAUUAUGUGCA
Lathyrus oleraceus (garden pea) is the source of this 896-nucleotide messenger RNA. RefSeq lists its product as uncharacterized. Gene Ontology annotation, molecular function: phosphoprotein phosphatase activity. Gene Ontology annotation, biological process: mRNA processing. Bases 171 to 752 code for a protein of 193 amino acids. The record is from RefSeq and is a predicted model, not a curated record. The transcript has 4 exons. NCBI's taxonomy places the organism in Eukaryota, Viridiplantae, Streptophyta, Magnoliopsida, Fabales, Fabaceae. Gene Ontology annotation, cellular component: nucleus.